AUGCGAGGCCUUUCAUUCUUAUGUGCAGCUGCAACUCUCGCAGGCUGCGUUCCCGCCGUCGCAGAACGGUAUAGCGAACCUGCCGCCGGGGCGAUGGCACCUGUCAGUGUCCAUCCUGCCUCUGUGCCGGCCAUGGCUUUCCUCCCGGCCAAGGGGCCGCCGUCCGGAAUUAUUCUCGCUAACGGCUCAGGCAACAUUCAGUCUUAUCAAGUUCCUGGCGUGGGCAUGACCCUUGGUGCUGGCAAGAAGAUUCCCUUUAUUCUGAUAAACAAUGUGGCGGCAAGUGCAGCACAGGAGGCGGGUGAGAUUCCGACAUCGGAACAAACGGAAAUGAACAGGCUUUGCGCGAACACCAUGGGACCCGGGUUCGUUUAUUCUCCUGGGAAAUUCGCGCCGGAGCCUUUCAACCUCUUCCCGACUUAG
Messenger RNA from Besnoitia besnoiti, 423 nucleotides. RefSeq lists its product as uncharacterized. Bases 1 to 423 code for a protein of 140 amino acids. The record is from RefSeq and is a predicted model, not a curated record. The transcript has 5 exons. Lineage: Eukaryota; Apicomplexa; Conoidasida; Eucoccidiorida; Sarcocystidae.